GUGGAACAGGAGGAGUGGACUGGUUAUAUUUCUGCAUCCUGAAUGAACCACACGAGCUAAUAAACCUCCCCUGGAGGGAGGGAGUUAGGAGAGAAGGACUGCUAGCACUAAUGUCUCCAUAAACCUGAGGACUACUCUGGAGUUUGCAGUUCUGGACAGAUUCAGGAGGACUUCACGAUGCACAAGACUCACAGAAUGACGCUCAAACACCAACAGAGAUACUGUCAAAUAAUCCACAGAGAGAUUGUAACUGAAAUGGCAGUGACAGCCUUCACAUUCUGGUCCAGAGACACAACAACGACUACUGGGCUCUCCCCAUCACCACCACCUGAGCCGCCUGAAUAUGGCAGGAAAAAGUUCAGUCCUCCAUACAGAACAAGCCUGAAAGUGCAACAAAUGUGGACACCAGGACAGACAGAGAGAGACACAGCUGUUUGACAGAAGUCCUCCUCCUCUUCUUGCAGGUGGAUCAUUGAAAAUCAUUGCCACCAUGCGGGACCUGAAGAAGAAGGACAAGCUACUGGAGGCAGCCGGAGACACAUACGGCAAGACCUUGAUGCUGCUCCCACUAGAUGUGUGCAGUGACGACUCGGUCAAGCAGUGCGUCAACAACGUCAAGGACCGCCAUAUUGAUAUCCUGAUCAACAAUGCCGGCGUGGGCUUGCUGGGACCCGUGGAGAGCAUCAGCAUCGAGGAGAUGAAACGAGUAUUUGAGACCAACUUCUUUGGUGUCGUUCGCAUGAUCAAAGAGGUGAUGCCGGACAUGAAGAAGAGGCGUUCAGGACACAUCUUGGUCAUGAGCAGUGUCAUGGGUCUUCAGGGAGUGGUGUUCAAUGACGUUUACACUGCCUCUAAGUUUGCCAUGGAAGGUUUCUGUGAGAGCAUGGCCGUGCAGCUGAUGAAGUUCAAUAUCCGGUUGUCCAUGAUUGAGCCCGGCCCGGUGCACACGGAGUUUGAGACGAAGAUGAUGGAGGAUGUGGCCAAGAUGGAGUAUCCGGGAGUAGACGCCGACACAGUUCGUUAUUUUAAAGACGUUUACCUGCCGUCGUCCAUAGAUAUAUUUGAAGCCAUGGGCCAGACGCCGGACGACAUAGCCAAAUGCACUAAAAAGGUUAUUGAGUCAAACAGCCCUCGCUUCAGGAAUCUGACCAACAGCCUAUACACACCCAUUGUGGCCUUAAAGUACGCAGACGAGACCGGCGGCCUGUCUGUCAACACCUUCUACAACCUGCUCUUCAAUUUCGGCCCUCUCAUGCACAUCACCAUGAGCAUCCUCAAGUGCCUGACGUGCAGCUGCCUGCGUAGACGCACCGUGUCGCCUAACUAAAGAGGGUGACCCUGAUCUUCCCGGUUUGUUGACCCCCAUCAAGUCCCGACUGCCUUUUCCUGAGGUUUGGGGCUGAGCAGGUAGACUAGAGCCAGUGACCCUGGAGAGAGGGGGUGCCUUUUAGUUCAAAGACACUACCAUGAUAAGCUUUGCCAGACAACAUGCACAAUUGCACAAGUUUGUCACAGAGAUGUUGUACGCAGGAUGACCUCAUGUACUCACACACACACACACACACACACAGAAACAUACAGAAAUACAAGCAUCACACACAUUGCAUUAUUGUACAUACAGUACAUACUAUAAAGGCCUUUGCAUACCAAGUCCAUAUUUUUCAUCCAAAAUUGUCGCACGUUUAAAAAUAAAUACGACCUUGCGUCAAUCACGUUUACACGCCGGCCCUGAAACUUUUGUCCAUCAUUAAAGUUUUCGGAACAGG
This is a messenger RNA of Sebastes umbrosus (honeycomb rockfish), 1766 nucleotides long. It is a transcript of the gene rdh8a, whose product is annotated as retinol dehydrogenase 8a. Gene Ontology annotation, molecular function: estradiol 17-beta-dehydrogenase [NAD(P)+] activity. The record is from RefSeq and is a predicted model, not a curated record. Gene Ontology annotation, biological process: estrogen biosynthetic process. Bases 491 to 1327 code for a protein of 278 amino acids. The transcript is spliced from 9 exons. Gene Ontology annotation, cellular component: cytoplasm. Lineage: Eukaryota; Metazoa; Chordata; Actinopteri; Perciformes; Sebastidae.